This is a messenger RNA of Aegilops tauschii subsp. strangulata, 650 nucleotides long. Its product is annotated as monothiol glutaredoxin-S9-like. The record is from RefSeq and is a predicted model, not a curated record. NCBI's taxonomy places the organism in Eukaryota, Viridiplantae, Streptophyta, Magnoliopsida, Poales, Poaceae.
UAUGCACCUCCCCGAUCCAUAUUUCUGACCUCCACAGCCCCCACAAGGGCACACACUGCUCGUCGAACUCAAGCGCACGAACGCCAAGUACCGUGGCUGACGGCGACGGCGAAUAAGAUGGUGAGCAGCACCAACGAGGUGCGGAGGACGGUGCAGGAGAGGCCGGUGGUGGUGGUGGGGCGGCCGGAGUGCUGCCUGGCGGUCGUGGCCCGGCACCUGCUCCUGCGGCAGGGCGUGAACCCGACGGUGCUGGAGGUCAGCUACGACGCCGACCCGGCGGCGCUCGUCUACGCGCUCCGGUCCAAGGACGACAACACCAAGUUGGUCACCGACGUCGCCUUACCGGUGGUGUUCGUCGGAGGUAGGCUGUUGGGUGGGCUGGACCGACUCAUUACCAUGCACAUCGCCGAAGAGCUCGUGCCGCUCCUGAGGCAGGCAGGAGCCCUGUGGCUCUGAACCUUCCUUGAUGACAUGCUGCCCGCUAAUGGAUGCCAGUCUGAAUCAGUUAUAAGCUUCCAUUCCAUGUGUGCGAGUGCUUUGUUUCCUGUUUUUUCCCCAAUGUAUUAUGUCUGCAUGCCAUAUACUCCAUCUAGUAUUGUAAGCUUCCUUCAUCCUUCAAGAAAUGGCAAAUAAACCGAGUUUGUUCAUAA